UCUGGGUCAUUCCCUCCCCCCGCCGUCGCCAGCCUCACCCUCUGCCUGGCAAAACCAAAUCAGCCUCCACUUUGGGAUGGCUCAGAAAAGACCUAGCCCGAUCGGGAUGUUUUUCUCCCUCUGAUCUUUUUCCAAUCAAACACCUUCGCCCGUUUGAUCCACCACCGACGCAGCUCAAGAUCAUCCGGGAAGGGAUUGGAGUAGGAUCCAAAUCCUUUGCUCAGGUUGUCAUGGCGGACAAGAAUGCGCCGCCGAUGGGACAGAAGCAGCGUGGUCCGGUCCCUCCGAAAAACCCCGGACGUCGUCAACCUCCAGGAGGUGCACGUGCAGCUGCGCCGCCUGGUAAAGGGUGUACAGUGGACAAGCACGCGUGCAAUCUUGGCAAGGAUCAGCUCGUCGCUGCAUCAAUGGAAGGUGCUAUGUGUGGGCGACCAAUCGGUGCUGCUGAGAAGAUGCAUCCAACUCCUAGAUCGGCGAAGAGGCGAGCUGCUCGGGAUUGCAUGGGAGUCAGCCUGAGAGCUUGCAAGAGAAAGAUCGAAGAGGAGAUGCUGAAGAUUCACCCAGAGUGAAAAAGAGA
Messenger RNA from Triticum aestivum (bread wheat), 577 nucleotides. RefSeq lists its product as uncharacterized. Lineage: Eukaryota; Viridiplantae; Streptophyta; Magnoliopsida; Poales; Poaceae. Bases 231 to 569 code for a protein of 112 amino acids. The record is from RefSeq and is a predicted model, not a curated record. The transcript has 2 exons.